Molecule: messenger RNA, 1466 nt
Organism: Raphanus sativus (radish)
Lineage: Eukaryota; Viridiplantae; Streptophyta; Magnoliopsida; Brassicales; Brassicaceae
Product: late embryogenesis abundant protein 2-like
Exons: 3
Coding region: 312-617 (101 amino acids)
Source: RefSeq, a predicted model, not a curated record
AGUCACACUCUGAAUAGAGUGACUUUUGCUCUGGAGUGACAAAAGAGCAUUGGAGACAAUAAGGUGCUCCUAGAUGGCUGGCGAUUUAUUUAUGCUUGCCACACGUCCCACCACUUCACUCCAAGAAUGACACGCUUCGCCAGAUGUAGUUUUGCGAGAUAGGGAACUUUUGCCACGAUGCUGCCGCAGCCCAUCCAUGAUUUGCGUAGUCACCGUCAAGCAUGGUAUAGAAAACGUACGAUGGAUCAUAAAAAUGCGAAAAACUUUGAAAAAAUAGAGCACAACUGAUUAUAGAAGAAAAUAUUGUCUAUAUGGCGAGCGGACAAAAUGAGGAGUUCAGUGUGAAGGCCGGCCAAAACGUGGGCCAAGCACAAGUGAAGAGAGAUGAUUGCAAAGUAGACAACAACACCAACUCUUCUCAAACUUCAGGCUUUCUCCAGCAGAAAGGGGAGAAGGUGAAGAGCAUGGCACAAGGAGCAUCAGAGGCAGUGAAGAACAAACUGGGGAUGAACAAUGACAACGACGAUGAUUAUAAGAACAAGAACCCUUUGGACAGGAAGAAUCCUAACAACACAAGCUGUCCAAGCAUGCCUGGUCAUCCUCCUUCCGAUAUUUAACUUUGUUUUUUUCACAAAACGCAUCUUUUUGAAUUCCACUAAACUAUCUGUAAUAAUAACAAUAAAGGGAUCCACGCAAUACAUUCAACCCAACACAUGUUCAAACUUGGCUUUAGUCUUGGGAAUUCAAAAUAAAAAGAAGACAUGUUGAGACUUUGGUUAUAGUCUUGGGAGUGAUCUUUCUGUCUGAAACACCGCUUCUAUGGCUAGGAUUACCUCGUGCUCCAUCAAUGGAAUGAUUCCCUCAAUAAAAGGAGUUCUCAGAGACGUUUCAGUUUUGUUUGUCAGAGAUCUGCAACAGGGGAUGAUGAUGAUCUUCUGAAAUGGACAGAAAAUACAGAAACAGCUUAGGGUAGAAGUGAAGGAUGAGAAAAGCUCCAACUAAGACAAACAAGUACUAUCAAACCAAACAAAAAGAAAAGGAGAAACAUGUAGAGCAGUAAGAACUCAGUAGGGAAAAUUUCUAAACUUCAUUUUUCGUCCCACAUCGGUUUCUUGACUUAAUAUUUUGUUGUUUAAAUAAGUCCUCAAACCAAAGCUGUACGUCGAGCUCAGUAACAAGUGCUUGUGACCCAUGUGGGGACAAUAAGUUGGUUGAACACUGGCCCGGUCCUCGGGUCGGAUCUGUUGUGGCAAUGUUCUGGGCUGCCCAGUCCAAGCCGAGAGUGGUCUGUGUGUGUUGAGCGAAGGCUUGACUCAGGCGGUUCCUAAAGUGGAGGGCAAUGCGUGAGGCUGGUUUCACAGAGCAGCGAUCACCUCCCUCUCUCGGCAGUGGUCGGAUCACAGCUCGACGUCACUCAGAUCCACCAUGGCCUGCUGGCUCGUACCCAGCUGAACAACCAAUUUUUU